This is a messenger RNA of Silurus meridionalis, 2990 nucleotides long. RefSeq names its product plakophilin 1b (gene pkp1b). Gene Ontology annotation, molecular function: cadherin binding. Gene Ontology annotation, biological process: intermediate filament bundle assembly; cell-cell adhesion; cell-cell junction assembly. The transcript has 13 exons. NCBI's taxonomy places the organism in Eukaryota, Metazoa, Chordata, Actinopteri, Siluriformes, Siluridae. Gene Ontology annotation, cellular component: cytoplasm; plasma membrane; nucleus. The record is from RefSeq and is a predicted model, not a curated record. Bases 144 to 2306 code for a protein of 720 amino acids.
UAGGCUAUGUUAGUCAGUCAGUCAGGCAGGGCAGGAGGAGCAUCAGCGGGACGCAGGAGUGCACAAACAGAUCUUUUUUUCUUUCUUUGUUUUUUGCUCAGUUCUCGUUCUGCUUCGUCCUCGGAGACAGGCGAGUGUCCAGAAUGACACGGGACCCCUUAAAGUCGGCUAUGUCUUUCGGGGAGAUCGGGGAGACGUCGCUGGCGCUGCCGUCCGACGGAGAUUCCCGCUCGGGGCAGCAGCGCGUCAUGGAGCAGGUCAGCACCAUGAGGAAGAGCAGGAAGAAGAGCAAUUACAACAACAGGGGAUCUGCGGGAACCCUGUCUCCCACCAGCCCCAAGAGUGACAGUGUGUUUUUUGAAAGCAAGUUCCCCCACUCAAGUUUAAAUGGAUUGGACUAUGCGUAUGAAGGCACCAUGGCAAAUGGACACACAAAAACGAGGAAACAGCAGCAGGGCAUGACGCAAAGGAGCAGCAGCACAAGGUCAGCGUACUAUCAUAGGAUCCUAAAUAACAACAUUUUACCAAACAAUAUUCAUGCUCUAAGCCAACCCAGUAUCCCGGCAGACUUUUAUGCCACACAAGGGGGCAUAAAGAGUAACACCGCCCACUGGAGUCAGAAAUACGUGCAGGCAAAAACCCUUGAGAGGAGUCACAGCCAACCUCCACAGACCAGCCCUGUACAAACGAAAGCGAACAACAUCUUGCAGGCCACCAACAGUCAAUUUUUUAUCAGCAACACCAUCAAUAAGCGACCACCUUCUGCCCACUCAAGCUCUGAGCCCAAGCUCUCAGCGGCUAACAGGAGCAAGAGUGAGACGAACGGAAUGAACGGAGAGGCAAACUUGUCCGAUAUCACAUUAUCAGAUGCAAUAUCCUGGACCAUCCAUGGCGAUGAAAAGUAUCAGCUGCAUGGAGCUUCUGUUAUUCAGCAUAACACAUACACAGAUGACAAAGCCAAAGAAGAGGUACGUAAGCUUGGUGGUAUUGUUUCCUUGGUGUCCUUGCUCAGCAGCUCAAACCCUCAGAUCCAGCUGUCGUCGGUCUCCGCCUUGCGAAACCUUGUCUUCAAGAAUACAGCCAACAAGGAGGAGGUGCGGCGCGCAGGAGGGUUGACCGAGGCUUUGCAGCUACUCCGAAACACUAACUCAGCUGAAAUUCAGAAACAUGUGACCGGUCUUUUGUGGAACAUGUCUUCUGAAGAAAGCAUUCAGCCAGAUCUGCUACGUCAUGCUCUCCCUGUCCUCACUGAGACUGUGCUGCAGCCCAAUGCAGACGCCUCAAACUUUUCUUCUGAUGUUGAUGCUCGUACUGAAAGCUUUUGCAACGCUACAGCAUGUCUACGAAAUCUGAGCUCUGGCAGACUAGCAAACCGGCAAUCCUUGCGCAACUGUGAGGGCCUGAUUGACUCCCUAGUCACACACCUGCAGGCUUGUGUGGACAAUGGCCAGCUGGAUGAUAAGUCAGUGGAGAACUGUGUGUGUGUUCUGCACAACCUCACCUAUCAGCUGGAAGGUGAGGUGCCUGCUGUGUUCAGCAAGAUAAACAAAAAGGCUACGGCGUCUGAGAGCCGCGCCAACACCGCCGACAUCGGCCCCAUCGGCUGCUUUAGCAACCAGAGUCGCAAGGUCCAGGAAGAGAGCAACUCCGAAUUCAGACUGAUGGACGAUUUCGAUCCCAAAGGCAAGAGCCGGCUUGUACACACAAAAACAUUGCAGUUGUAUCUGAAUCUUCUGAGUUCGAGUCAUAACGUACGCACUCAAGAGGCAUGCUGCGGAGCGAUGCACAACCUCACCGCCAAGAAGGGCCCCGUGUCAGAUCUAUUGAGUUACACCAUCGUUCAGAGACUGAAUGGUCUGCCGAGCCUUAUUCCAUAUCUACAGUCGCAGAAUUUGCCCCUGAGAGACAACAUCACUACACUGAUAUGCAACCUGUCUCGAACUCCACAGCUGCAAAAGAUUAUCGCUCAUCAGGCUCUCCCCAGUCUCAUCAAGAACUUGCCGUCCGACCCUACUCCAGAGUCUGAUAGUUCCUUAGCAAUGAUCUGCCACACAACAAACAACCUGCUGAGAGUAGAUCCUGAGUUGGGGAAGAAAUCAAUUAACAAUAAACUGAUCGAUUCGCUCAUUAACCUGAGCCAGAACAAGGAACUUCCUAAGGCCAGUACGGCAGCAGGAGCUCUCCUUCAAAGCCUCUGGUCUGACAAGACUAUUCAAGGUGUCCUCAAGAAGCAAGGGAUGGCUAAGAAGGCAUUCGUGAAUGAGGUAACUUCAGCUGCAGUCAGAUCUUUACAGAUUAUUGACUAAUUUGAUCAUCCUGCAGCACAUCUACAGAAAAUAAGUACAUACAGUAUGUAUUGCAGUACAUAUGCAAUAAAAUUAUAUAUUCCUGUCCGCUUUCGAAUAAACAGAACUGCAAUGGUAAUGAAAAAGCAGCUAAGGGGAAUGUAAAUGAGCUUCACAGCACUGAGUUUGCACAGAAAUGGAAAAAAAAAAGUCUAUUUCUUUAUCUUUGUAAUUUCGUAUUGAUUUUUUUGUUGCACCGUAAUGGGACCAUAGUAAUUUUUUUUUGCAUUUUUAAAAAAAGGCUUUACAUUUUCUAUGUAUUUGAUGGAUUUUUAUGUUGAGUAUGAUGAAUUGAAACGAUGUCCGCCUACAUGAGAGGGGUUAAUGCCUUUUUAUUUACCACUUGUGUUAAAACAAUGAAAAAAAUGUCGCAAAGAUUUGGGUUUUGGUUCCAUUCAACCCGGUACAUUUAGCAUUAGGGUGAGGUUUAAGACACCAAGGUAUUAUUAUGAAUAUUAUGUUAUUAUGAAUGUUUAUUUUUAUGUUUUUUUUUUUUUUUUUUGCAUUGCUUAAAAUCUUUCGCUGGAUCUUAAUAUUCAAAGAGGGUUGCUUUCGUAGUUGCUUAUUUCAUUCGAUUCUUAUGUCUGAGUUGUUAAUAUCUUUUUUUUCUCCAGCAGACACUUAAUAAAGCUUUUUGAAAGUGUA